AUAUUACCAAAGAUCAAAUUUGCGAUAUAUGUGAUAGACAAGUUACUGUUGAUGAAGUUCGGGAUUUUGUUGAAGCAUCAACUAGCCAAGAGGCAACAGCAUUCGCAGAGUAUUUAAUUAGAAUAGGUAACGGUACUAAACCCACGAUCGAGAAUGACCUUAUUAGGCUUCCUGAUAAGAUAAUUAUUAACUCGCGAGAUGAUAAAGACAAUAUUAGUACGUUGCUAGAAGCAGUCUACCCUAACUUAACCGAAAAUGCUAUUGAUAUUAAAUUCAUCACAGAAAGAGCAAUAUUGACACUACUAAAUUGUGAUAUUGAUAGAAUUAAUAAACAAAUUGUAGAGAAUUUUCUUGGAGAACAAUGUACUUACUAUAGUUUUAACACAUUACCCGAUGAUAAUCUGAACCUCUACCCAAUUGAAUAUCUCAAUUCGUUGAUGCCUCAAGAACUUCCUCUACAUGAGCUUAUUUUAAAAGUUGGUGCUCCUGUUAUGUUACUUAGAAACCUAGAUCCAGACAAUAGUCUUUGCAAUGGAAUGAAACUUAUUUGUCAUGGCUUGCAAACAUAUAUGAUAGAUACUGAGAUU
Messenger RNA from Racocetra persica, 587 nucleotides. The record is from the annotation of a GenBank genome assembly. NCBI's taxonomy places the organism in Eukaryota, Fungi, Glomeromycota, Glomeromycetes, Diversisporales, Gigasporaceae.